AACAACAGCGAUAAACCUCUACAUCUGUAAUCUACAUAUCAGUAUGCCAGUAACCCCAGCUCCUACACUUGGGAAGCGGUCAUCGGCAGACGCUGACCUUCAUACUCCAUCUUCCCGCAAACAUCUGUCGACCCUUACCUCCACCGUCACCUCUCUCGAACGAACAAAUCAUAUCCUUCAGCAGCGCGAAUCUCGUCUAGCCGCUCAAAUCGAGGAACAGAGGCUGGAGAUCGAGCGUCUCAAGAAUGAAAGAUAUGAGCUCUUUGAAGCUAAGGUAGAAGAGAGACGGAAAGGGGAAGAGGCGGAACAGCGGUGGGCCGAAGACAGGCUGGUUUUGACCGGAGAAGUGGCUCUGCUUCGAGAAAGGAAUCUUGCAUUAACCAACAGCCUGGAAGAGCUUCGCUCACGGCACACAAUUCUAUCAACCAGACAUACAAGUCUAGCGCAGUCAAGCGAGAAUGAAAUUAGUCUUCUGCAAGCGAGAACAGCCGAACUUGAGAAGGAACGUAAUAGCUUGAAAGCGUGGGAGAACAAGGCGAAGAGUCUGAGCGUAGAGCUGGAAGAGGAAAGGGCUAGAAAGGGGAUUGAAGACCGUGAAAGAAAGACAGAUGACGCUUUGCAAAAGGAAGUCAAACGACAAUCGGUCAAUCUUGCGGCUGUUUGGCGAGAAAAUGAAGCUCUCAAGUCCGAAGUACACACUCUCCGACACGAGAAGAAGAGUAUAGAUGGCGUUGAGCGGGCCGCCAAAGAAGUUGAAAGAGCUUUGCACGAGGAGAUUCGGGUACUGCAAGAGCAGCUUGAACGCGCAAGACGAGAUAUGGACUCUCUCACGCAAACUCUCCCCGAUCCUGCCUCUACCGAACCAUCCGAGAUAGCCACCCUUCGCGCUCGCCUUUCCACCCUCUCCAACCUCCAUUCUCAAACAACAACCUCACUCGUUCAGCGCGAUUCUACCAUUCGUGACCUUCGAGCCCGUCUUGCUGAUCUUGCAGGUAGUUCAAAAGAUGCCGUGGGCGAAAUGAGCCGACGUGCUACAGAAGCCGAGAGGGAAUUGAGAUGGGCCAAGGAAGGGAGAGAAAGCGCAGAGCGGAGGGAAGGGUUGGUCAGGGAGGAGCUCGAGGCGAUGAGACGACAGUUUGCGGCAGCAUCUGGAACUUUCGGCGGACCAAGUGACCCGGAGAGGGUAAAGGAACUGGAAAGUUUGGUGCAGUCGUACAAAACCACUUUGGAGGAGAUACAUCGUGAUUCUCGCGAUGCGGAAGAGCGGAUUGCCAAGGGUAUGGGGCUCGUUAAAUCCCAGGAUCUUGACAAGGCUCAAGAAAAAAUCUCUCAGCUGGAAGAGGAGAUUGCAGACCUAUCAUCUUCAGUUUCCUAUUUGACAUCCUCCAACACCGCCCUCAACGCUGAAGUCGCCAAUCUCAUGCAACGCGUCGUUUCUGGAGAAUUCAACCCCGCCUAUGAACGAUGUCUUGAACUUCGUAACAAUCCUGCACAAAAAAUAUGGGGUAUAAGGAAACAAGAACUAGAGGACCUGAAAGCCGAGAAUGGAGAGUUAUUAGAGAGAUUGGCAGAGCUGGACGGGUUAUUGGCCGAGUCUCAGGCGGGUGCGGGUGCAAGUGCGAGUGCGAGUGCAAGUGUGGGCGCAGGAGGCGGAGGGGCUCCUGCGCAUGAAAGAAUGGUACCGAGGAGCAGUUAUGAUAGGUUAAAGACGGAGAAGGAAGAGCUUGAAAAGGCCCAUGCUAAACGUCUCCAACGUCUCAAAGAGAUUUUUACACACAAAUCUAAAGAAUUCCUCGAAGCAGUCUACUCUCUCCUCGGCUGGCGAAUCAAAUUCGACGAGUCAGGAUCCGACAUCCGUCUCACAAGCAUGUAUGCGCCCAAGGGCAAGAAUGGUCUCACCAUCAAAUUUACAAGUUCCGAAGGACAUUUUGGUACUAUGCAGAUGAGCGGGAUGAUGGCGAGGAGUUUGGAGGAAAGCAGGCAGUUUUGGGUAGUUGAAAGGCAGAGUAUCCCUGGGUUUUUGGCACAAGUGACGACGGAGAUGUUUGAGAAGACUACAAUUGGACGAGCAGCUGGGUAUGUCGGGCUUGGAUAAGAUUUGCUAGAUGUAAAAAGUCAAAAGGUACGAGAAGCAAUCAAAAGUCUUUAUGGGCAGGUACUUUUUUUCUUCUGCUUUUUUCUUCAUGCUUUGGGAUAGACUGUCACAAUCCAAAUGUAU
Cryptococcus deneoformans JEC21 is the source of this 2218-nucleotide messenger RNA. Its product is annotated as mitotic spindle checkpoint-related protein, putative. Gene Ontology annotation, cellular component: nuclear envelope; kinetochore; mitotic spindle. NCBI's taxonomy places the organism in Eukaryota, Fungi, Basidiomycota, Tremellomycetes, Tremellales, Cryptococcaceae. The transcript has 6 exons. Gene Ontology annotation, biological process: attachment of mitotic spindle microtubules to kinetochore; mitotic spindle assembly checkpoint signaling. The coding region runs from base 44 to 2095 and encodes 683 amino acids. The record is from RefSeq and is a predicted model, not a curated record.